Messenger RNA from Glossina fuscipes, 1604 nucleotides. It is a transcript of the gene Cyp305a1, whose product is annotated as probable cytochrome P450 305a1. Gene Ontology annotation, biological process: xenobiotic metabolic process. The record is from RefSeq and is a predicted model, not a curated record. Gene Ontology annotation, molecular function: heme binding; oxidoreductase activity, acting on paired donors, with incorporation or reduction of molecular oxygen, reduced flavin or flavoprotein as one donor, and incorporation of one atom of oxygen; iron ion binding. The transcript has 2 exons. NCBI's taxonomy places the organism in Eukaryota, Metazoa, Arthropoda, Insecta, Diptera, Glossinidae. Gene Ontology annotation, cellular component: cytoplasm; intracellular membrane-bounded organelle. The coding region runs from base 75 to 1577 and encodes 500 amino acids.
AUAUAUAUAUAUAUAUAUAUAUAUAUAUUUUUUUUAAUUCAAAAAGAAAAUAAAGUGUUUGAAAGCAAAUAAAAAUGAGUGCCUUUCUAGUAUUUAUAACCUUUAUAUUGAGCUACAUUAUCAUCAAGCUAUGGAGCAGUGUAAAAAGGCCAAACAACUUCCCCCCAGGACCUCCAUUUCUACCAUGGAUUGGCAAUACGAUGCAUCUACGUAAGGAGUCUGCGAUUGCCGGUGGACAACACAAAGCCUAUGAAAAUUGGUCGAAAGAGUACAAGUCAAAUGUGUUAGGGCUCAAAUUGGGUAGCGAUCUGGUGGUAGUCGCUUUAACUUAUCCUUUAGUGAAGCAAGUGCAUUUGGAGGAAGUGUUCGAAGGACGGCCGGAUACUUUCUUUUUUCGUUUGCGUACUAUGGGUACACGUAAAGGCAUCACCGGUGUCGAUGGCCCGUUGUGGUAUGAACAUCGUCAUUUCUCUAUGAAACAAUUGCGUAAUGUCGGCUUUGGGCGCACGCCAAUGGAAAAACAUAUCGAACGUGAAACGGAUGAUUUAUUGACUUACAUAGAAGGCUUAAACGGUUCACCCGUAUGCCCUAGCAGCUUUUUAGCUCAUGUCGUUAUUAACGUUUUAUGGACAAUGGUAGCCAAUAAACAUUUCGCUUAUGAGGAUAAACGUUUAGAGAAACUUUUGAAUUUAUUGCAUCGUCGCUCACAAGCUUUUGAUAUGUCCGGUGGUCUACUCUCACAAUAUCCUUGGCUACGUUUUAUAGCGCCAAAGAAAACCGGUUACAAUAUCAUUUGUCAACUCAAUAAUGAAUUACAUGAAUUCUUUAUGGAAACUAUAGAAGAACACAAGCGUACAUUGACGCAAGAAAAUGCUGAAAGCGAUUUCAUAUACGCUUAUCUGCAGGAGAUGAAACAAGAGAGUAACAAGAAGGCACCUUUCACAGAAAGUGAAUUAACGAUGAUCAUUUUGGACUUUUUUAUAGCUGGCUCCCAAACUACCAGCCAUACCAUGGAAUUGGCUUUAAUGACAUUGGCUUUAAGGCAGGAUGUACAAAAGAAUUUGUAUAACGAAAUUAGGAAAAAUGCGAAAGAAAAUUCAUUAGUAUUUCCGCACUUAAGUACGAAAAAUUUGUAUCCCUAUAUGGAAGCAUUCAUAAUGGAGGUGCAACGUUUCUAUCAUAUUUUGCCAAUUACGGGGCCGCGACGUGCUAUGUGGAAUACAAAACUUAACGGUUAUGAUAUACCCAAGAAUACAAUUAUUUUUAUUGGCUUAAGUACGGUAUUAAUGGAUCGUGAGCAUUGGGGUGAUCCACAAAUGUUUCGGCCGGAACGUUUUAUCAACGAAGAAGGCAAAGCAUUUAAAGAUGAUUUCUUUAUGCCGUUCGGACAAGGCCGCAGACGGUGCUUGGGUGAUGCUUUGGCUCGUGCCUGCUUAUUUUCGUUCCUAAUAAAAAUCAUCGAACAUUUCAGUAUUGAAUUGAGCGACGAACCGAAAGAUAAACCAUCGGUGAAAUUGCUACCGGGCAUUAUGCUAUCGCCGAAACCUUACAAAAUAUGCCUGAUGAAAAGAGGUUAAAUUUUAUUAAAACUUUAUACAAGAAAA